ACGGCCAAGUUCCCGGAUGACCUCAUGACGCAGGAACCGUUCUCGGGGUUGUCAUGGAAACUGCCAAUCAAUUUUACGUUUCUUAGGGCGAAGCGAAAGUGAAGGUACGUGCGCGAUAUUACACACACUGUAAAUAUAAUAAAGCUCGUUUGACCAGAUAUUACUGUAAACACACUUUUUGUGCUUUCAUACAUCGUCGUGUUUCUGUUUUUCUACUCAGGGCGCAGGAUUAGUUCUGGUGAACGUAGUAAAGUUUGUAGUUUUUAUGCAAAGCAACGAAGGUUUUGCUAAUAAUAUAAUGAUUAUAAGUACGUUUACACAACAAUAAAACUCUAUAUAUAUCUAAAGAGGUUUAAUAACGGUUAACUCGGACACGCCUCUCCCGGCAACGUCAGAGAUCAUAUGACAGCGACGCGGAAGAGAAUGCGCGGAUUGAGAAGAUGAGCGUUUCACUGGAUAUCAGGCUGAAACGGGCGAAUAAAGUGUAUCAUGAAGGGGAGCGGCUGAGCGGAGUUCUGGUCAUCAGCACCAGAGACGCGCUGCAGCAUCAGGGAGUUUCUCUCAGUCUGGAGGGGCUCGUGAACCUGCAGCUCAGCUCGAAGAGUGUGGGGGUGUUCGAGGCCUUCUACAACUCUGUCAAGCCUAUUCAGCUGGUGUCCAGCAACAUGGAGGUGGUGAAACCAGGAAAAGUCCCGGCGGGAAAAACUGAGAUCCCGUUUGAGUUUCCGCUGCAGGCCAAAGGCAGCAAGGUCCUGUACGAGACGUACCAUGGCGUGUUCGUCAACAUACAGUACACACUCCGCUGCGACAUGAGACGCCCGCUGCUUGCUAAAGACCUCAGCAAGAGCUGUGAAUUCAUGCUGCACUCCCAGCCGCAGAAGCCCAAGCUCUCGCCGAGCCCAGUGGAGUUCAACAUCACUCCAGAGACGCUGCAGAACGUCAAAGAGAGGACCUCGUUACCCAAGUUCCUGAUCAAAGGUCACCUGGAUGCCACCAACUGUGCGAUCACACGACCUCUGACCGGCGAACUGGUGGUGGAAAGGUCAGAGGUCGCCAUCAAGAGUAUCGAGCUGCAGCUAGUCCGUGUGGAGACCUGCGGCUGUGCGGAGGGUUACGCUAGAGACGCCACAGAGAUCCAGAAUAUCCAGAUAGCUGAAGGCGACGUCUGUCACGGUCUCUCCAUCCCCAUAUAUAUGGUGUUUCCUCGGCUCUUCACCUGCCCCACACUCGAAACCACCAACUUUAAAGUCGAAUUUGAGGUGAACAUUGUGAUUGUUCUUCACGACGAUCAUUUGAUAACGGAAAACUUCCCCCUGAAGCUGGUCAGAGUUUGAGUAACACACACCUGAGGCCGUCGGAGCCGACACAAGAAGCUUUUCUCUUUACCAUCAAUGAAAAUAUGCUCUUCUCACAGUCAAUCACAUUAAAAUACUUUUUUGAUCAUGA
This is a messenger RNA of Pimephales promelas (fathead minnow), 1446 nucleotides long. It is a transcript of the gene vps26c, whose product is annotated as VPS26 endosomal protein sorting factor C. Gene Ontology annotation, biological process: intracellular protein transport. The record is from RefSeq and is a predicted model, not a curated record. Lineage: Eukaryota; Metazoa; Chordata; Actinopteri; Cypriniformes; Leuciscidae.